UCUCUCUCUCUCUCUCUCUCUCUCUCUCCUGUCAUUCUAAUCACGCUUCUCUCCCACCCUCUACAAUUCUCUACCUAUAACAGAAGAGAAGUCGAGUCUUCUCCAAUCAAGCAUCCUUAGCCGCCUUCCAUGGACAACGCUAGACAGGUUCGGCCGCUGCGCUCCACCUCUGCGACCGCCACACCACCGCCAGAGCUCAUACUAGGCUCAAUGGAGUUCCUUUCCCGAUCAUGGAGUCCCACUGCCUUCGAAAUCGCAAAAGCUCUCUCCCCUCGCCUGCCACCUCGCUGCGCCGCCUCCGCCGCCAUACUUGACCACACCGCCGACGAAGCAAAAGACUUUAGCGCACCACUACCAGCCGGAAACCACUUCACGUUUGCCUGCUCUGCCACCUCACAGCUCGUUAUGGAGAGAAUCAUGUCGCAGCCGCAAGAUGUAUCGCAGUUGACGUCGGGUCGGCUCUCCCACAGCAGCGGACCAUUGAACGGCGGAUCUCUCAGCGAUAGCCCUCCGUUCUCCCCCUGCGAUUGGGAAGACGUUCAGGACCUUCCUUUCCUUGCUCAGAACUUUCACAAAAAGAACCACAGAACAACUAAACCACCAAAGCCAAAUUACAGAGUAGAAAGCAGAACACUGAGUAAGUGGCUUAAAGACCGUAGGGAACGAAAGGACGAGGCGCGUGCUCAAAACGCGCAGCUCGAUGCUGCGAUAUCCGUCGCCAGCCUCGCUGCUGCAGUGUCUGCCAUCGCCGCCGCCACUGCAGGUGCCACUUCCACGGAAGAUGACUGUGCAUCUCGCACCAACGACGCCAUUGCCUCUGCCGCCACUCUUGUGGCCGCGCAGUGCGUUGAGGCCGCCGAGGCUCUCGGGGCCGAACGUGGCCACCUAGCAGCUGCCGUCGCCUCCGCCAUCAGUGUCCGAACUACCGGCGACAUCGUUGCUCUCACCACCUCUGCCGCUGCAGCGCUGAGAGGAGCAGAACCACUGAAAGCAAGAGUUUUUAAGGAAAUAUGGAACAUUGCCGCCGUGAUUCCAGAGGAGAAGGGAUUUUCGGCCCAUCGGAGCCGCCAGUCGAGUGAAGAAGCAAGGGAUUCGAGCGGGGAGGUCAUGCCUGAGGAGCAUUUUCAGGGGCUUUGUAGCCAGGAGGUCCUCGCUCGUGGUGCAGAGCUUCUGAAGAGAAGCAGGACAGGAGCUCUUCACUGGAAGAUUGUUUCAGUAUACAUCGACAGAGACGGCCAUGUGAAGCUCAAGACCAAGAGCCGGCAUGUGGCUGGAAGCAUCACCAGCAAGAAGAAGAAUAUUAUCGAGGUGUGGAAGGACAUGCCGCCAUGGCCGGGGAGGCAUUUGCUGCAGGAAGGUGGAGCGGAGCGGCGUUACUUCGGGUUGAAGACAAUAGAGGAGGGAGUGGUCGAGUUCGAAUGUAGGGGACAGAGGGAGUAUGAGAUAUGGACGAAGGGUGUUAGCUGGUUGCUCUCGAUCGCCGGUGAGAAGGCGAGGGGAGCUCAAUGAGAGGAGAAGUUGGAAGAUGAAGAGUUAGGAAUGGGUUUUUUUUUUAAAGUGUAAUUUCAUAAUGAAAGAAAUGAAUAUUUUUGAUAAGUUCUAUGCAAAUAAAAUGAAAGAGAAUUCACAACAA
Messenger RNA from Dendrobium catenatum, 1633 nucleotides. Its product is annotated as VAN3-binding protein. Bases 130 to 1509 code for a protein of 459 amino acids. Lineage: Eukaryota; Viridiplantae; Streptophyta; Magnoliopsida; Asparagales; Orchidaceae. The record is from RefSeq and is a predicted model, not a curated record. The transcript is spliced from 6 exons. Gene Ontology annotation, biological process: auxin-activated signaling pathway; leaf vascular tissue pattern formation; phloem or xylem histogenesis.